This is a messenger RNA of Fusarium musae, 867 nucleotides long. RefSeq lists its product as uncharacterized. Lineage: Eukaryota; Fungi; Ascomycota; Sordariomycetes; Hypocreales; Nectriaceae. The transcript has a single exon. The record is from RefSeq and is a predicted model, not a curated record. The coding region runs from base 1 to 867 and encodes 288 amino acids.
AUGUCAAACGGGCAGUGGAAAUCUGCUGUCGCCCAGAAAGCAAGCUUUGCCGAUUUAUACAACCAAAAGGACCCGCGUGGCUAUCUUACAACCUUGGCGCCCCUGCAAUACACAAUCCCGCAGCAGGUACUGCCUUUGUUCCAGCGACUUCACCAACUAUCUUGUCAGGGGACGGCCGCUUCCGCAAUCUUAGACGUGUGCUGCUCAUACGGUAUCAAUGGAGCUCUGCUCCGACACCAUGUCGACAUAGAGACAUGGACAGCUCAUUAUACGGACUCAAAGCUCGAUUCUAAGCAUCGGGUUCUGGCUGACAAGGAGUUCUUUGCGAGUCGAGAACGAUCUCCCAAGCCCGUGGUCUUAGGACUUGACAAGGCAGACCAUGCUGUUCGCUAUGCCUUGGAUGUCAGCUUAAUCGACGCUGGUUGGGUAGAGGAUCUGGAGGCCAAUGAUCCUUCUCCGGGGCUACGCGAGGCACUGCAGGGUGUGAGUCUCAUAAUUUGUACGGGAGGCGUCAGCUACCUAAGCUCUCGAACUUUCGCUCGCAUUAUUACUGCAGUGGGUAGGUCAAGCAACCUCUGGGUCGCUAGCACUGUGAUUCGGACCUCCUCCUACGAAGAAAUAGCGACCAAAUUGAGAGGGCACGGUCUUGUGACCGAGAGGCUUCCAGGCGUCGUGCUUCGUCAGCGCCGCUUCGUUUCUGCCCAGGAGCAGAGUGAUGCUGUUUUGCAUGUAGCUGCACGUGGACUGGAUCCGACUGGCUUUGAGGAAAUGGGCUAUGUAUGUGCCGAUGUCUUCAUAUCCCGACCUGUUGAGGACACGUCAAGGCCACCUAUAGCAGAGCUGAUUGCGGGCCUGGGUGAACUCUAG